Sorex araneus (European shrew) is the source of this 1323-nucleotide messenger RNA. RefSeq names its product carboxypeptidase B2 (gene CPB2). The record is from RefSeq and is a predicted model, not a curated record. Gene Ontology annotation, molecular function: zinc ion binding; metallocarboxypeptidase activity. Bases 1 to 1308 code for a protein of 435 amino acids. The transcript has 12 exons. Gene Ontology annotation, biological process: fibrinolysis; proteolysis. Lineage: Eukaryota; Metazoa; Chordata; Mammalia; Eulipotyphla; Soricidae.
AUGGAGAAUUUCAGUAUACAGAAAAUUGCUGUUGGGAUGAAGCCGUAUAGUUUUGGAGUCCUUAUCGUCCUUGUGAUCUUCUGUGAACAUCAUGUCUUCGCAUUUCAAAGUGGCCAGGUCUUAUCUGCUCUUCCUAGGACUUCUUGGCAAGUUCAACUCCUCCAGAAUUUUACUACAAUCUAUGAGAUUGUUCUCUGGCAGCCAGUAACAGCUGAAUUUAUUGCAAAGAAUAAAGAAGUCCAUUUUUUUGUGAAUGCAUCUGAUGAAAGCGAUGUAAAAGCCCACUUAAAUGAGAGCAGAAUUCCAUUCAGGGUUUUGGUGGAAGAUGUGGAAAGUCUCAUCCAACAGCAGACUUUUAAUGACACACUCAGCCCCCGGGCCUCCUCCUCCUACUAUGAACAGUACCACUCACUAAAUGAAAUCUAUGCUUGGAUAGAAGUGAUAACUGAGCUGUAUCCUGAUAUGGUUAAAAAAAUCCAUAUUGGAUCUUCAUUCGAGAAGAACCCGCUUUAUGUGUUAAAGGUUUCUAGUAAAGAACAAAGAGCCAAAAAUGCCAUAUGGAUCGACUGUGGGAUGCAUGCCAGAGAAUGGAUCUCUCCUGCUUUCUGCUUAUGGUUCACAGGCUAUGUAACACAGUUCUAUGAAAAAGAAAGGUUAUAUACCAGUAUUCUGAGGCACGUGGAUUUCUAUGUUAUGCCAGUAGUUAAUGUGGAUGGUUAUGACUUCACAUGGAAAAAGGAUCGGAUGUGGAGAAAGAACCGUUCUUUUCAUGAAGACAAUAUUUGUACGGGCACAGACCUGAACAGAAAUUUCGCUUCCAAACACUGGUGUGAGGAAGGUGCAUCGAGUUACUCAUGCUCAGAAGUAUAUUGUGGGCCUUUCCCUGAAUCAGAACCAGAAGUGAAGGCAGUAGCUGAUUUCUUGAGAAAAAAUGUAAACCACAUUAAAGCUUACAUCUCUAUGCAUUCAUACUCCCAGAAAAUACUAUUCCCAUAUUCCUAUAGUAGAAGCAAAAGCAAAGACCAUGAGGAAUUGUCCCAGGUGGCCAGUGAUGCUGUCCAUGCUAUUCAAAGGACUAAUAGAAAUACCAGAUACACACAUGGCACUGGUUCAGAAGGUUUAUAUCUAGCCCCAGGAGGUUCUGAUGACUGGGUCUACGACUUGGGUAUCAAAUAUUCCUUUACAAUUGAACUUCGAGAUAAAGGCAAAUAUGGAUUUUUGCUGCCAGAGCGUUUCAUCAAACCCACUUCUUCAGAGGCUCUAGCCGCCGUGUCUAAAAUAGCUUGGCAUGUUAUCAAAAAUACUUAAAAUUCGCUUUUCCAC